ACAUAGAACUCUCCCCACAUUUAAUUCUACCCAAAAAAAUUAAAAAUUAAAAAUUAAAAAAAUAUUUUUUUUCUCACCCAUAAAUUCUUCCCACACUAUACUCAUUUAGACCUUCAUAAAACAAACACUAAUUUCUAGAAACCGCCGUACUACCACCAACAUGACGGCCAAGGACUGCGGCCACGACGACGACGACCACCACAAGAAACUCCAGCGCCGCCUCUUCGCCGCCGCACUCGGCUUCGUCAUCGUCGUCCUCUUCCUCAUCCUCCUCGUAUGGCUGAUCCUCCGCCCCACGAAGCCGCACUUCAUCCUCCAAGACGCCACCGUGUACGCCUUCAACCUCUCCUCCGCCGCCACCACCCUCACCACCACCCUCCAAAUCACGAUCUCCUCCCGGAACCCCAACGACAGAAUCGGCAUCUACUACGACAAAAUCGACGUCUACGCCGCCUACCACGGCCAGCAGAUCACCCUCCCCACGCUUCUUCCGGCCAACUACCAGGGCCACAAGGACGUCACCGUCUGGUCGCCGUUUCUGUACGGUAACGCCGUUCCGGUGGCUCCGUACACCGGAGUUUCACUGACACAGGAUCAGAUCGCCGGAACGGUGCUGGUGAACAUCAAAAUCGACGGCAGGGUUAGGUGGAAAGUAGGGACGUUUAUCUCCGGGAAGUACCACCUGUACGUGAAUUGUCCGGCGUAUAUAAAUUACGGCGGCCGGAAUAAUGGGGUCGCCGUUGGGCCGGCGGUGAUUAAGUAUCAGUUGAUCUUGGAUUGCCAUGUUGAUGUUUGAGCUUUCAUUAUUAUUCAUUAAAAGAAUUAAAAAAAAAUUAAUUAGUAAAUUCUUUUUUAGGGGAAAAAUACCGUUUUGGUCCCUUAUAUUUGCAUCGACUCCACAAUUGGUCCUCGCGUUCACAAAUAAUAUACAUUUGGUCUCUCGUGUUUCAAAAAUUCUACACUUUUAGUCAUUUCCGUCAAUUUUUCGUUAGUACUAACAGAAUCAAGCGUGUGCCCAUCACUGCAUUAACAGACGGACUAACGGUAAAUUGACGAAAAUAACCAAAAGUGUUUAAUUAUUGAAACACGAGGGAUCAAAUGUAUUUUUUGUGAACUUGGGGGACCAAAUGUAAAAUAAGUGUAAACUUGAGGGGUGAAAAUUGUAAUAUUCACUAUUCUUUGGUGUAUCUUUAUUUAUAGAAAAGUAUUUUUAAUUCG
Molecule: messenger RNA, 1218 nt
Organism: Erythranthe guttata (spotted monkey flower)
Lineage: Eukaryota; Viridiplantae; Streptophyta; Magnoliopsida; Lamiales; Phrymaceae
Source: RefSeq, a predicted model, not a curated record